AUGCAACUAAUGUUUCUUCCGAUAGUUAGUCUUGUUAUUUUCACUAUUAUUUCUUUGAUUAAUGGUCAAUGUACACAAUCUCAAUGUACUGCACAACAAGCAGGUUCAACAUGUUGUUUUGAAAUUGGUUGUUGUCCAGCUAUAAAUAAUGUUUGUUGUUCGAAUGAUCGAACAAGUUGUUGUUCAACUCAAUAUCCAGUGUGUUGUGGUGGUGGAAAAGGUUGUUGUCCUCGAGAAUAUCCAGUAUGUUGUUCUACUUAUUGUUGUUCAUCUGGUUCGUAUUGUUGCGGAAAAAAAUGUUGUAGACGAAAUCGAUCAACAGCUCAUUUCAUUGAAAUAUAUGGAGGAAUAUCAAAAAUGAAUCAAUAUCAACAAUUAAUGAUGAAUUUAUAUCAUUUGUAG
Rotaria sp. Silwood1 is the source of this 402-nucleotide messenger RNA. The record is from the annotation of a GenBank genome assembly. Lineage: Eukaryota; Metazoa; Rotifera; Eurotatoria; Philodinida; Philodinidae.